AUUUACUACUCCAUAUAAAAGGUACUUGUAUAUACUCGAAUACGUCAUGUUAGUAACAAUAAAAUAAAAUAUACACUAUUUUAUUAUUGCAUGAUAAAAAAAAGUUGUAAUUUUUUUAUUUAUAAAUUAAGAAAAAUUAAAAAUCACACAUUAGUGGAAAAAAAAAAAAAAAUUUCCCUCCAAUUAAUUUGUCUAAACCAUCCUCCCGCCAGUCGCCGCCCUCCACCACUUUGAACAACCACUUUACCCCCCCUUUUCUUCCAAUCCAAAAAAAACCCUAAUUUUUAUCACUGAAAAUAUUCGCACAAUUUUGAUUUAAUAGUCCCUCUAAUUAUUAUCUGGAAAAUCCCUAAAAUUUUCAAUCUUAGUUCGAUUUUCCCAUUACUUGACUACUUGGAUCCAAUCACUACAUCAAUUCUACAGUAUCAGUUUUGGUCGAAUCGUUUCUAUCUUAGUGUUUUUUCUUACUUGCAGAAACGCUGGAAAUUUCGAAUCUUGAAGAUGGGAGAUUCUAGGGAGGCAUCUCCUGAUUGGUUGCGUUCUUUUCAGGCUCCUACUCAAUCUAUCACAACUUUGUCAUCUGAUUCUGAGCCUUCUAGUGACAAAAGCCCUGCAAGAGACGAUAAUGAUACAAAGCAUAGAACAUCAGACAUAUUAGAGGAAGAUGGGGAAGAGGAUGAAAAAAACUGCAAUAUUUCCCUGAAGACUCAUACCAAGAAGUCGUCUAACAAGAAGUCACCUGACAAGAAGACAACUAAGAAACGAUUGAAAGCUGGUGAUGAAACAACUGCCAAAAGGAUUAAAACAGAAAAAAGAGGGAGUGAAGAUAAUGAAAAUGUUAAGAAGGAAGAAAUAUCUGAUAAUUCGACAGAAACUCCUGCAACUGCACCAAUUCAUUCAAUUUGUGAUCUGUCAUCAGAUUCUGAAUCCAAUUUAGAUGCAACUAUGAGGGAAAAGAAAGAGAAAGAUGAGGAUGAGGAUGAUGAUGAUGACACUGCCCUCAUAAGUACAGUCAUAGGAAAAUCUACAAAGAAACAGAUGAAACAGGAAGAUGUUCAACUGACAGAGAAGAAAACUCAUGAGCCUGUGAAAAUGGAAGGCGAAGUUGGCAAUAUGGAUAUCGCAGAGGAAAACAAACUUGAGAAGCAAACUGAAGCUGCAGUUAGCUCCUCUACUUUGCCUUUGAUACUGCCUGAUAAAGUACAUCGCUCUAAGGCACUUGUUGAGUGUGAAGGUGAAUCAAUUGAUUUGAGUGGUGAUAUGGGUGCUGUUGGACGAGUAAUUAUUUCAGAGACUCCUUCAAAAGAAUCUGAAAUGUUUCUAGAUUUAAAAGGAACCAUAUACAAGACUGUAAUAGUUCCUUCAAGGACAUUCUGUGUGGUUAGCAUUGGUCAGUCUGAGGCCAAGAUAGAGGCCAUCAUGAAUGAUUUUAUUCAGCUAAAACCACAAUCAAAUGUUUAUGAUGCUGAGACUAUGGUUGAAGGAACACUGGAAGGGUUCAACUUUGACUCAGAUGAUGAGACUGAUAAGAUGAUCAAGGAUGUCAAAGGUGAUCAGAAUGAAGGUGAAGAGAAACCUAACAAGAAAACUAAAGGAAAAGCGGAGAAAAAACCGGCUGCGACAAAAAAGAAGGGGAAAGAUGUAGGAGGGAAGCAGCCGAAGAAAAGGAAACCUCAGGCACCAAAGAAAGGCAAGGCUAAGAAGUAAAUUAUGAGAUUUGUUUUUCUGGUUAUAGGUUGUACACCAGUUAGGAUAUAUUCUUGUAGUUGCCAGGAUAAACCAAGAUAGUCUAAUUUUUGAUUAGUUUGAUCAAAGUUGUAGGAUAUUUAUCCUGUGUUCCCUUGUUUUUAUUUAUUGAAUGUGAUAACAAUUUUCAUAAUGAAAGAGAACACUGAUACAUAUUAUAUUAUAAAA
This is a messenger RNA of Chenopodium quinoa (quinoa), 1914 nucleotides long. Its product is annotated as DNA-binding protein BIN4-like. NCBI's taxonomy places the organism in Eukaryota, Viridiplantae, Streptophyta, Magnoliopsida, Caryophyllales, Amaranthaceae. The coding region runs from base 502 to 1707 and encodes 401 amino acids. Gene Ontology annotation, biological process: chromosome organization; DNA endoreduplication. The record is from RefSeq and is a predicted model, not a curated record. Gene Ontology annotation, molecular function: double-stranded DNA binding. Gene Ontology annotation, cellular component: nucleus; DNA topoisomerase type II (double strand cut, ATP-hydrolyzing) complex. The transcript has 12 exons.